This is a messenger RNA of Mangifera indica (mango), 1622 nucleotides long. RefSeq lists its product as uncharacterized. The coding region runs from base 132 to 1097 and encodes 321 amino acids. The record is from RefSeq and is a predicted model, not a curated record. The transcript has 6 exons. NCBI's taxonomy places the organism in Eukaryota, Viridiplantae, Streptophyta, Magnoliopsida, Sapindales, Anacardiaceae. Gene Ontology annotation, molecular function: nucleic acid binding.
UAAUAAUAAAAAAAUUACAGGAAGAAAUACAUAUCAGAUUCUUGCAGUUGUUGAUCUCCAUCUCUUUUUAUCUCUCGUCUUCAACGAUUCAUGAUCUUUGCUUUCACUGUUCUUUCUACUUCUCCCUUAAAAUGAGCAUGACCCAGUUCGCCAUGGUGGAGGAGUUAGCUUUCCUUGUGAAGGACAAUCUUCCAUGUAAGCAUCUUGUACUUUCAAUGGAAGAAGCCUUGGUUAACUUCCUUCAGGAUGAUAAUAGCACAGAUGGGGUCCUUGAGUUGGAACCAAUGAACUCCUACAGUCGUCUGCUCUUGCAUAGAUUGGCAGAUAUAUUUGGAUUUGCCCAUGAAUCUGUUGGUGAAGGAGAUGAUCGACACUUGAUUUUAGAGCGAUCUCAUGAGACUUCAAUACCUUCCAUUCUUGUUAGUGAUAUCUUGUGGCAGUAUGGAGAGCCUCAGCCUGUUACAACAUCACACCAAUUGUUGAGGAGGAAAGAGGCUCCACCAGUGUUGAGCUCUCAAUCUCCCUCUGUUGAACAUACCUUCGAGGAGAGAGAAGCUGCAUAUUUGGCUGCCCGGGAACGAAUUUUUUCAACGGAUGUGGGAGCAGUAAGAGAACCUGUUAGGCAGAAGCCACGAAAUGUUCCUGACGCUGCUCGGCGAAUGAUUGCACAUGCAUUGGGCCAAAAAGUGAAAACACGUACUCAACCCGAUGUCACUAAAGACGAUAAAGAAUCUGCACAAUUAGCCAAUGAAGUUAACACCCAGAACAAUGAUAAAGCCAGACCCAAUUCAAGUUCAGAAACUUAUCAAGAAACCACUUCCUCACCAGGACGAAAUACCAACUUUCGUGGUAAACCAAAGGGCAAUCUCCAAAAAUGUAGAACACCAUCACAAAGUGAUAGAACUACAACUCAGGAACCAGCUGAAAUGCGUUGCACCAAUGGCAGAGAGUCUCAACAUGGAAGAAGUAAAACCAGUGUCAGCAAAGAGUACUCCAAGGCAGAACAUUUGGGAGCUGCAAAGAGAAUGUUUGCUCAAGCCCUGGGUUUACACUCAGCCAAAGAUGGUUUCCAUUUGAAAUGCAAUGAGACCAAGUAACUUGAAAUCAAUCAUUGUGCACACCAAUGAAAAUUUCAAAAGACUUUCACUGAUAUUUACUGGCUGAGGGGAAUGAAAAGGAAAGAAUUAAAGCUCCAAGUGUACUCUUUUGGUUGCUUGCAUCUUCCGUGAUAAGCUUGUGGGCAUUUUUGUAGCCAAAGCUUGUUAAAGCCAACCCCAAAAUGAGCCAGCUUCUCCCAGUGUCAUCAUAGUACUGGCGCAAUAACAUUAUCCAAAUAGCUAUAGAUGUUAGAGAAUGGUAACAUGUACCAAUCAUCCUUUAUGUAUCAUUGAAGUGUAUACAGUUCAUUGUUUUUCAGAACUAAUUUUAGAUUGAAUGUUAAAGUUAACAUGCAUCGUAGAUCAUGGAAAUGCUGUUAGCGUCUGUAAUGUUAUCUUUCAUUUUGUUCUUGGUGAGAGUAUGAUUCCCCUUGUUUAUUGUAUGUGUGAAAGAACUGUAAUGUACUUAUAAUUAUGUUUGUACUUCAAAUGUUAUAUUAUGUGGUCACAUGAUCUUAGGCAGAA